GAGAGCUCGAAUUCGAAUUCCGGUUCAGUCGUCCAUCGCGCGCGAAAGCGAGAGGGUUCUUGCACAUCUCGCAUUUUGUCCAGCUGAACAAUCGGAAGAACCGGCGAGUGUUCAAUUCAACGAAACACUUGUGAGCGGCACGUGCUGGUGCUCCUCUAGCCCGAUAAUUGUGCAGUCGCUGACCUUUCGAUAGAUCCCUUGUGCACUUGCGAAUCGAUUAAUUAAAUGGUUCACCGACCUUGCCAUUGACCCUUGGUGAUCAUGUGCGAUUUUUUCGCUUAGUGGUGUUGUGGUGGUGGUUCUGUGAGGAAAAGACAUGACGAAUGUUAACAGGAUCCGGGUGGUGGUGCUAGGAAGCCCCAGGGUGGGAAAAUCAGCUGUCACCGUUCGCUACCUAACGAAGCGUUAUAUUGGAGAAUACAGUUCAACGAGUGAUUUUCUCUACCGCCACAACGUCACCUUCGACAACGUCACCACAGAGGUGGAAAUCUUGGACACGUCCAAGUGUGCGAAGAACGGCUGCUUGUACGAGCACAUCCGAUGGGGCGAGGCCUUCGUCAUAGUGUACUCGGUCAGCGACAGGCACAGCUUCCACGAAGCCGGGGAGAUCCUGGGGCAGCUGGCUAAGCUGAAGCUGCCGUCGUACUACACGAGUCUGCUGCUGGGGAACAAGCGGGACCUGGACCACUCUAGACAAAUCUGCGUGGACGACGGACAAGAACUCUCCCUCCACUACGGCUGUCAAUUCUACGAAGUCAGCGCGGCCGAAAACUUCGCUGGAGUCUCCUUGGCCUUCCAAUCCCUCCUUCGAGAAGCCCGAUCCGUCCAACUCCUGAAGGCCCUCCCAAUCCGGAGAAAACUGGGAGUCAACAGCGUUUCCAAAGUCUUAGGCAACAUAUUCGGCAAAAACUCUAAAGGCGAUCGCAAGAAGAGACCAUCUCUUAGUAUAUGAACGAUUAGCGAUAAGAAAAUAAAUGUAAAAGUUCCUUAUUUAUUAAUUAAGAGCAUAGCGCUUUGUUGGUUCAUUCUAAAGAAACGAUGGCGACAAUAACAAUGUUAUUGUAAAAAGACUGACUUUAGGGAAUUUUUAGAGCGUCUAACGCGCGAUAAAUUGUAAAGCUCGGCUUGUGAUAUUGGAAAAUGUAAAAAGUAGAGAUAUACAGUAGGAUUUAGACGUAUCUGGAGGUUUUUGAAUUUUACAUUGAUCUCAUAAGUUUGUAAAGCUUUCGAACGAAACGCAUAUAAUGCUAAAGUAAAUGUUGCAAAUGUAUAUAUUUAUAUUUUAUAUUUUUA
Messenger RNA from Zophobas morio, 1293 nucleotides. Its product is annotated as ras-related and estrogen-regulated growth inhibitor-like. Lineage: Eukaryota; Metazoa; Arthropoda; Insecta; Coleoptera; Tenebrionidae. Gene Ontology annotation, molecular function: GTP binding; GTPase activity. The record is from RefSeq and is a predicted model, not a curated record. The transcript has 5 exons. Bases 317 to 952 code for a protein of 211 amino acids.